UUCUUCUGUCCGCCACGCGACCAUGCCGCCCACGCUCAGCCUCAACCGAGUCAGCGAAGUCUAUUUCGAGAAGCUCUUUGUGGCCAAGAACAACACCGCGCUCGCGGCCGCCGUCAAGGCCAAGGUGCUCCUCGUGGACAGGGCCACCAUGCCCAUUAUCUCCAUGAGCUUCUCGCAAUCGCAGUUGCUCCAGCAGGACGUGAUUCUCAUCGAAAUGCUCGAGAACACGUGCGGGCUCUCGGCCAUGAAACACCUCAACUGCGUGGUGUACAUCAAGCCGCAGCGCAGCUCCAUUGCGCAGCUCUGCGCCGAGUUGGGCCUGCCGCACUAUAGCCACUACCAGUUGUUCUUCAGCCACACCGUGGCCAAGGCCGACUUGGAGAAAAUCGCGCUGGCCGACGAGUACGAGGUCAUCAACCAGGUGGCGGAGGUGUUCCAGGACUACUCCGUCAUCAACGACAACUUGUUCUCCAUCCAGGCGCCCGACACGGCGCCAGGCCCUGCGCAGAACGCCUCCGUCGAGGAGGCACGGAGCUUGCUGAGCUUGCUCUUGUCGCUCAGCAAGUGCCCCGUGAUCCGCUACGACGCGGGCUCGCUAGCACUGAAGCGCUUGGCGUCGGAGGUGCUCUAUUACAUCAACUCCAACUCGAACAACAACCUCUUUGACGACGUGAACCGCAGCAACGACACGCCGCCCACGCUCGUCAUCUUGGACCGCCGCGCGGACCCUCUCACGCCGUUGGUCACGCCCUGGACGUACCAGUCCAUGGUCCACGAGCUCAUCGGCAUCACGCGCAACGUGGUCAAUUUGCCCGAGUCCGGCGAGCAGCUCACGUUGUCCGAGACGCAGGACGCGUUCUUCCGCGAGGCCAUGUACUUGAACUACGGCGACUUGACCGACAAGUUCCAGAAGCACGUGGACGACUACAAGAGGCAGACCAAGCAGUCGUCCAUCGAGAACUUGAAGACGCAGGACCUCACGGAGCUCAAGAGGAUCUUGACGCGCUUCCCCGAGUUCAAGAAGUUGUCCAACAACAUCUUGAAGCACUUGAACAUCAUCAGCGACAUCGACCGGCAGAUCGGCGCGCAGAACCUCUGGGCCAUUGGCGAGCUCCAGCAGACCAUCGUGUGCGACUUGGAGAGCCACCCGCAGAUCAGAGCCCGCUUGAUGGAGAUGGUGUCGGACGCGUCCGUCUCCACUCUCCACAAGGUCAAGCUCCUCUUGCUAUAUGUGGCCAAAUACCCCAGCCGAACGGCGGACUUGGACUCGCUCGUGGCCAAGCUCGGCGACCCGGUCACCACCAGCCCGGCGCCCACUCUCUCCCAGCUCCUGCUCCUCAAAAACUUCAGCAAACAUUUCCGCGUGCACUUAGAUUCGGCAGGUCCCGACAGCAACUCCCCGGAGAACAGCAACAUCGGCCAGUUGUUCAACAAGAACAAAAUCAAGAUCCAGCAGCUCUUCAACACCAACGUGGCUCUGAACGCAAACAGGAUGCCCAAGAACGACAACAUAUACAUGCAAUACGUGCCCAAGCUCGGCGACAUCUUGGCGCUGUUGACAGCGCCCGCCAGCAAGGCCCAGCUGCACAGCAGGGAAAACACCCCCGAAUCACUGGACCUCGCCAUGCUUGUGCCCGACACGGUUGCGGCCCAGUAUGGGAGCGUAGACAGGUUGGCCACAAACGAGAUAAUUGUCUAUUUCAAGGGGGGCGUUACAUACGAGGAGGCGCGCUUGGUCCACGACUUGAACGCACUCACGCCGGACGUCAACUACAUUGUGGGCGGGGACCGCGUGUUGAACAGCGCACAGUGGGUCGACCAGAUGUGCGACGAGGUCAACGGCUCGCGCGGCGCCGAUGGGGCGCAGCCAGACCGAAGAGCGCAGCUCCGCGAGAUUCUAUGAGUGGAAUACGAACCAGCGAUCCGGCAAGACUCCCUGAGAUCGGGGAGUCAAGAAAGUAGUGAAUGUGACGGUAGGAACUUAGGUGGAACCGAUCCCGUAGCGUGUCUGCUCAUGGCGCGUACUUGCCAAACCUCUGCUCCCAAGCUAGAAUCUUCUCCGUGAGGUUCUCCAUGAGCUUCGAGUUUUCCUCGACCAGCAAGAGCAAGUUCGCGCCUUCCACGUUGGCCUCCUUGAACU
Metschnikowia bicuspidata var. bicuspidata NRRL YB-4993 is the source of this 2140-nucleotide messenger RNA. RefSeq lists its product as uncharacterized. The record is from RefSeq and is a predicted model, not a curated record. Bases 23 to 1903 code for a protein of 626 amino acids. NCBI's taxonomy places the organism in Eukaryota, Fungi, Ascomycota, Pichiomycetes, Serinales, Metschnikowiaceae. Gene Ontology annotation, cellular component: Golgi membrane. The transcript has a single exon. Gene Ontology annotation, biological process: vesicle-mediated transport; intracellular protein transport.